AUGGCGACCCCAUUCCUUAUCUCUUACGACCCCUCCUCCCCCACCUCCGACUCCGGACUCUCGCUCAAGCAGAUCGCCUACUUCGGUCGCGUACUGGUCAAGGUCUCGAGUCUCGCCCAGGCAGAACAAUUCCUGCGCCAGAACUUCCGUGCCCUCGAUGUCUUCGUCAACGCAACAGAGAUCUCCUCCGCCGGUGAUCUUGUCGAUAUUCUCAACGCCGGAGCCGCCAAGAUCCUGAUCACCUUGGAUCAAUUGACCACCCUCUCCGAGGAACAAUCAGUGCCUUCAUCCCGUCUGCUCGUCAAUGCCCUGUCAGACUCUCAGUUGGAUACUUUACAGCAAUGGAUUGCCGCCAAUGCUGCCGAGCGCAGCGAGGUUAGCGUCUGCACCGCACCCGCUGCUGUCCCCGCCGCCGCCGAGAAAUUGAAGAUCAGCUCGGAUUCUCCACGACUCUUCACAACCUUUGGCACUCAGACAGUGUCAGAGGAUUCCAUUACACAAGUUACAAAGCAGGGUGCGAUUGCCGUCAUUCCCUCGCAGGCGUUGACCGUUGAGCGGGAUGUGGCUGGCCAGAUCUCUGCCGCCAAGCUGAUUGCGUCUAGCGCUGUCACUGACCAGGCUAAUGGCUUGUAUGCGACUUCUGUUACCGAUGAGCGCGGCGCUUGUCUCGGUUUUGUUUGGAGCAGCGAUGAGAGCAUUGUCGAGGCUCUGCGCACUGGCACUGGUGUUUACCAGAGCCGGAAGCGCGGACUUUGGUACAAGGGCCAGUCUAGCGGUGAUGUGCAGGAGUUGAUCCGCAUUGGCUUUGACUGUGAUGCCGACUGCUUGGUUUUCGUUGUCAAGCAGAUUGGACGUGGAUUCUGCCACCUCGGUACUGAGACCUGCUUUGGCGCAUCUGCCGGUCUGUCUCGUCUGCAAAAGACUUUGGACGCCCGCAAGGCAGAUGCUCCUGCUGGUUCGUACACCGCUCGCCUGUUCAAUGAGCCCAAGCUCAUCGAUGCUAAGAUCAUGGAGGAGGCUGAUGAGUUGUGCCGUGCGAACACCAAGGAAGAGAUUGCUUUCGAGGCCGCUGACCUCUUCUACUUUGCUCUGACCAAGUGCACUGCUGCUGGUGUCAGUCUGGAGGAUAUCGAGCGGAACCUUGACCUCAAGAGCUUGAAGGUGAAGCGGAGAAAGGGUGAUGCCAAGGGACCUUGGGCUGAGAAGGCUGGCCUGGCCAAGCCCGAGUCAAAGCCCGCCCCUGCUCCCGCUCCCGCUCCCGCUCCAGUCGAGGACCGCACAUCUCGCAUUGAGAUGAAGCGUGUGAUCACUGCCUCUAUCACUCCCCAGGUGGUCGCAGAUUACCUCAAACGUCCUUCUCAGAAGUCCAACGAUGCCAUCGUUGCCCUGGUGAAGCCAAUCAUUCAGGACGUCCGUGACGGUGGUGAUGCCGCAGUCCUCAAGUACACCCACAAGUUCGAGAAUGCUACAUCGCUCACCUCUCCCGUUAUCCACGCUCCCUUCCCCGCUGAGCUCAUGAAGCUGUCCCCUGAGGUCCAGGAGGCAAUUGAUAUCAGCAUUGGCAACAUCGACCGCUUCCACUCCGCCCAGAAGGGCAGCAACGAUGCUCUCCAGAUGGAGACCAUGCCCGGUGUCGUCUGCUCCCGCUUCUCGCGUCCCAUUGAGCGCGUCGGUCUGUACAUCCCCGGUGGCACCGCUGUGCUGCCCUCCACUGCCAUGAUGUUGGGUGUCCCCGCCAUGGUGGCAGGCUGCAACAAGAUCGUUCUGGCCUCGCCUCCCCGCUCCGAUGGCAGCAUCUCCCCCGAAAUCGUCUACGUCGCCCACAAGGUCGGUGCCGAGAGCAUCGUUCUGGCCGGUGGCGCUCAGGCCGUGGCCGCCAUGGCCUACGGCACCGAAAGCAUCACCAAGGUUGACAAGAUCCUUGGUCCUGGCAACCAGUUCGUGACCGCCGCAAAGAUGUUCGUGUCCAACGAUACAUCCGCUGGUGUCAGCAUCGAUAUGCCCGCCGGUCCCAGUGAAGUUCUCGUGAUCGCCGACAAGACCGCCAUCCCUGCCUUCGUUGCAUCCGAUCUUCUCAGCCAGGCUGAGCACGGUGUCGACUCGCAGGUUAUCCUCAUCGCAGUCGAUCUGAACGAAGACGAGCUGCGUGCCAUUGAAGACGAGGUUGAUGCUCAGGCCAAGGCCCUUCCCCGCAUGGACAUCGUCCGCGGCUCUCUCGCCCACUCCGUCACUUUCGUUGUGCGCGACAUCGACGAGGCCAUGACCCUCAGCAACGACUACGCACCCGAGCACUUGAUCCUGCAAGUCCAGAACCCCGAGUCUCUUAUCGAGCAGGUCCAGAACGCCGGCAGUGUCUUCAUCGGUCCCUGGACCCCCGAGAGUGUUGGCGAUUAUUCCGCUGGAGUCAAUCACUCGCUGCCUACCUACGGCUACGCCAAGCAGUAUUCCGGUGUCAACCUCGGCUCUUUCCUGAAGCACAUCACCAGCUCGAACCUGACCGCCGAUGGUCUCCUCGGUCUCGCUAAGACCGUCGAGACCCUCGCCGCCGUGGAGGGCUUGGAGGCUCACAAGCGUGCUGUGAGCAUCCGUGUUGCCCACAUGAAGAAGAGCCAGUCAUAA
This is a messenger RNA of Penicillium paradoxum, 2619 nucleotides long. Its product is annotated as histidine biosynthesis protein HIS4. The transcript has 3 exons. Gene Ontology annotation, molecular function: metal ion binding; phosphoribosyl-AMP cyclohydrolase activity; NAD binding. Gene Ontology annotation, cellular component: cytoplasm. Gene Ontology annotation, biological process: L-histidine biosynthetic process. The coding region runs from base 1 to 2619 and encodes 872 amino acids. The record is from RefSeq and is a predicted model, not a curated record. Lineage: Eukaryota; Fungi; Ascomycota; Eurotiomycetes; Eurotiales; Aspergillaceae.